CUAAAUUAUAAGAGAAAUUAGAAAAAACGGCUCGGGUCGGAGGAAUUGCAAUGAAAUACAAAGUUACGAUUGGGACUGCGAUCGCUGCUACUAAAUACUUGAGCAUCCCAAUUUGGUGUUGGCCACCCCCGGUGCAGGCGAGUAAAUGGGUUGUCCGACGGCAUAAUAUUUGUGGUUGGGUAGCACUAGUUCACCUGCUACUUAGUACGUUUUCUAUGAUUUACAAUAUGUACUUGAACAGAAGUGACAUCGACAGAUGCAUAAAAGUGUUGGCAGAUACGGUAGCCCUUGUGUCGGCAUGCCUGAGAAUAUUAAUCUGCAAGAAAGAACGACUUCGUCUUCAGGUUUUGUUAGCUGAAAUGGAAAAGUUCGUAAGGCAAGCUACUGGCAAAGAGGAAGAAUUAAUUCAGGCCUACGUUGAUAGAUGUUUGGUUUUACAUACGACUGUCUUCGUCAGCUGUAUCGCCGGCCCAAUAUUUUUUAUCGCUGGACCUAUUUUCCUGCCACAGCCAUUUCCAGGGGAUUUUGCUUACCCAUUCGAGGUGAAGUCAACUUGGCUUUGGCUCUGCUUGUAUAUUAUGCAGAGUAUUUGUGUCCUCCAAGUCGGGAGCAUGAUCAUGGUGGACAUUUUGUAUGCCAUGUUACUGUGGUACGCGGGCUUAAGAUUUGAAUUACUGAACCUGGAGCUCCAAAAAAUAACUAACAUGGACGAAUUACGCAGCUGUGUGGAAAGUCAUCAGAAAUUAAUCAGAUACACGGAUAAAUUGACGGCCAGCACGCGUUUUAUGGCCGCAGAAAUUAGCAGCGUCGCCAUGUUUGCCAUCACAACCGCAGGUUUCGUAAUUAUUCGGCGACCCAGUACGUACGACUUGGUAAAGUACGUUUUUUUUGAGACAGCAUCGGCAACGGAGCUCCUUUUAUUUUCAUGGCCUGCGGAUCAUUUGUUAAAAGUCAGCGAAGGAGUAGGCGCCUCUGUUUUCAACAGCCAUUGGAUCGGUAAAUCACCAACAAUGCUUAGAAACAUACUGUCGAUUAUGCAACGAUCGCAACAACCAGCUCUUAUUUAUGUCGAUGGGUUAGUUCCAGUAUUAUCGCUGGCGUUCUAUGGAUCUACUAUUUCGGCAAGUUUUUCAUACCUCACAACGCUAUGUGCACUAGUUGGGGACUAGACACAAUGAACUAGGAAUGGUUGAAUUCCAUCCCCAGGGCGUUUUCACGAUGCAAAGAGAUAAUU
Molecule: messenger RNA, 1234 nt
Organism: Diprion similis
Lineage: Eukaryota; Metazoa; Arthropoda; Insecta; Hymenoptera; Diprionidae
Product: putative odorant receptor 92a
Exons: 6
Coding region: 51-1169 (372 amino acids)
Biological process (GO): sensory perception of smell; detection of chemical stimulus involved in sensory perception of smell
Cellular component (GO): plasma membrane
Molecular function (GO): olfactory receptor activity; odorant binding
Source: RefSeq, a predicted model, not a curated record